Molecule: messenger RNA, 1765 nt
Organism: Annulohypoxylon maeteangense
Lineage: Eukaryota; Fungi; Ascomycota; Sordariomycetes; Xylariales; Hypoxylaceae
Product: WD40 repeat-like protein
Exons: 1
Coding region: 200-1672 (490 amino acids)
Molecular function (GO): protein binding
Source: RefSeq, a predicted model, not a curated record
CAUAAAAGUAAAAAGUUGAACUGAUUAUCAAGCAAGCUUGGAAAUAUCGACCUCCUUCCAACUUACAUAUUCAGAAAACCAUUUCCCGGAGGCAAUUACAAGGGUUCUACGUUUAAAUACUUUCCUUAGACUCUAUUUAUUCCGUAUCACGAUUUCGCAUUUUCUCAAAACCUACCUUGAUACCCAGCAGCCCCUCACCAUGUCCGCCCCCCACCAAGAUGACCUCGACGAUGCGCCCGAGCUCCUCGACGCCGAAGAUGCGCUUGAGGAGAUCGUGGACGGCGAGGGCGACAUAGCAAUGGACUCCGACGAUGAAGAGCCGGAAGAAAUAACCCUACACAACGACAGCAUGGCCUACUUCGACGCCCACAAAGACUCCGUCUUCGCCAUCGCCCAACACCCGACACAGCCAUCCCUCAUCGCCACCGGCGGCAGCGAAGGCGACAGCCACGACGCCCCAGGAAAGGGAUACGUCUUCGACACCAGCCCCGUCGUCGGCCGUCCAGUCCUCCCCGCAAGCUACAACGCGGACCCCAACGCCCCAGCGCAGAAAAGCACGGAGCUGAAACCGCUCUUCACAAUCGACGGCCACAGCGACUCCAUCAACGCCCUCGCCUUCACCCUUCCCAACGGCGAGUUUUUGGUCUCCGGAGGCCUGGACGGCAGACUCCGCGCAUACCAACUUUCCUUCUCCGCCCAUAACAAACCCACCUUUACCUUCCUGGCCGAGGCCCAGGAGGUGCCCGAGAUAAACUGGGUAGCGGCGUGUCCGUCCUCCAAGGUCCCGAAUACGAUCGCCCUAGGCGCUGCAGAUGGCUCUGUCUGGGUGUAUACGAUUGAUGCGACGGACGCUGCGGCCCCGCUGCAGACCGUGCAGAUCUAUUAUCUGCACACAGAGUCGUGCACGGCGGGCGCGUGGUCGGCUGACGGAACCUUCCUAGCUACGGUUUCGGAGGAUAGCUCGUUGUAUGUGUGGGAUGUGUGGGGCGAGGCGGCGGCGAAGAACCUUGUCAAUGAUAAUGGGCGGACCGUCGUUUCGCUUACCGGCAGGGACCAACGGUUCGGUGUUGAGGGCGGUCUGUAUUCCGUUGCUAUAGAUCCGAAGUCGACUUUUGUUGCUGUGGGAGGCGCCAGUGGUGUUGUUAAGAUUGUUGGGUUACCCCGGCUGGGCGCGGACGCGACUCCCGUGAACAGCAAGCAGAGCAAGACGAAGGCGAAGGGAAACGAGGCGGGAAGCGCGCAGGGAGGUGCGAUAUUGGCAGAUUUGCGUACGCAGUCGGAUGGUAUCGAGACGCUUAGCUUUUCCCCGAACCAGAACUUGCUUGCGGCUGGGAGUGUGGAUGGGAGUAUAGCCGUGUACGAUACCGCGCGCCGGUUCGCGGUGAGGAGACAUAUUAAGGAUGCGCAUGAGGAGUUUAGUGUUGUUAAGGUCGAGUUUGUGGCUGGUCUAGGCGACGGCUGGGUGUUGACGAGUUGUGGUAUGGAUGGUGUGGUUAGGAGGUGGGAUUUACGGGGUGCGGCUAUUUUGAGUGACAAUACUUUGGUAAAAGAGUGGAGGGGUCAUAGGGGAGAUGGAGAGGGUGGAGGUGUGCUUGGGUUUGUGGAGGGGACGACGGGUGAAAGGAUCGUGACGGCGGGAGAUGAUGGUGUUGUGUUGGUGUUUGAAACUUAGUUUUGAGUCUCAAGAGGACUACGCGGUUAAUAAUGUGAUUGAUAAUACCAAAAUAUUCAUGCUAGACUAGGUACAUGGACGCUUUUCUCUGAC